AUGUCAAAGCGUACAGUAUUAAAUGAAGUGUACAAGGGGCUGGUGCAGUCGAUGUCGAUACCCGCCGAACUGCACGAUAAGGACGGCAAGAAGUUCGCCAGCUUUGAUUCAGUAGUGCCAAUACACUGCUGUACCCCAGAAGAGGUAACAGAGCGGGCGAAAAGCACACAUCACUACUGCGACGUGUUCACGGAGAAGCUUCUCGCACCCCUCGGCGAACUUGCAUAUGUGCGUCUUGAUGAGAACACUGCUGAAAAGAUAUUUAUAAACCGGAGCAAGCGUAUCCUGAUGGUAUCGAGCGACGGCUGUCUAGCACAGUGGCGCUGUGCUGCUACUUUCGAAUCUGCCAACCAUUACAUAGCUGGCACCCCUAUAGUUAACAAAGAGGGCGCGCUUGUUUCUGUUGUUACCGCUAAGAGGGGUAAUCAUUACGCUGUCUCCACUUUUGAGGGUGAAGGUGGGUACUUCGAAACUUCGCUACCAUGGGAAAUAGUACACCCGAUGAAUGGCGAUCUCAUGUACGGCGAUAAAACUUUUCAAUCCCGCGAUGAACUACGUAGUUAUAUAGCGGAGCUAUCGCCACCAGAAGUAUCAGCGGAACUGCCUGUCAGACCUAUUUUAUUGACCGGUGCGAUUCCUAGAUUGUCUGUGAUCACUCAGAAUGGCCGCCAAAUAGCCCAUCAAUAUCUUCACGGCGUGCACGCGUCGGAUGUUCAGUAUCUUUAA
Parnassius mnemosyne (clouded apollo) is the source of this 726-nucleotide messenger RNA. The record is from the annotation of a GenBank genome assembly. NCBI's taxonomy places the organism in Eukaryota, Metazoa, Arthropoda, Insecta, Lepidoptera, Papilionidae.